Messenger RNA from Saccharomyces eubayanus, 1212 nucleotides. It is a transcript of the gene NOP13, whose product is annotated as Nop13p. Gene Ontology annotation, molecular function: RNA binding. The transcript has a single exon. NCBI's taxonomy places the organism in Eukaryota, Fungi, Ascomycota, Saccharomycetes, Saccharomycetales, Saccharomycetaceae. The coding region runs from base 1 to 1212 and encodes 403 amino acids. The record is from RefSeq and is a predicted model, not a curated record.
AUGUCAGAAAUCGAAGUCCCAAGCGAACAAAUUGUAUCCAAUAACAAAAACGAGGAACAGAUUAAAAAAGCUUUGCUCGACCCAACCAAAAAGAGAAAAGCUGAAGAUGAAAUCGAAAUCGACUUGGAGAGCUCUAUUCCUUUAUCCAAGAAACAAAAACGUCUCUUAAGAAGGGGAAAGAUUACCUUGGAAGAGUUGAACGCGAAGUACAACAUCGAUCCUAAGUCCGUUCAAGAAUAUAAAGAGGACGCUGAAAAGAAAAAAUCUGGUGAUGUUAAGAAAGAUGCCCAAGAUGGUGAAUCCAAAACAGAUGUUACAGUAGAAACCGCAUCCGAUGAUGCUGCAACGAAGAAAAAAAAAGAAGAAAGCAAAUAUGGUGUUUGGAUUGGUAAUUUAUCUUUCGACACUACAAAAGAUGAUUUAGUCAGAUUUUUCAUUUCCAAGACGAGAGACAAUGAAGACGAAAAAAGCAGAGUCAUUCAAGAAGAUAUAACUAGAUUGUCCAUGCCCCGUGUUGCUUCUAAGAACUCCAACUCUAUGCAAAACAAAGGGUUCUGCUACAUGUUCUUCAAGAAGGUGGAGCAAAUGAAAGCGGUCUUAGAAUUAUCUGAAUCUCAUUUGAAUGGGAGAAAUAUGCUAAUCAAGGACUCUGAGAACUUUUCGGGCAGACCGGAUAAGGAAGAUUUCGUCGCCAUGUCCAAAAACCCACCCUCAAGAAUUCUAUUCGUGGGUAAUUUGUCAUUUGAUGUCACCGAUGAUUUGCUAAGAAAACAUUUUCAACAUUGCGGUGAUAUUGUGAAGAUCCGUAUGGCAACAUUCGAGGAUAGUGGUAAAUGUAAAGGGUUCGCGUUUAUCGAUUUCAAGAAUGAAGAAGGCUCCACUAAUGCGUUGAAGGAUAAAAGCUGUAGAAAGAUCGCGGGAAGACCAUUAAGAAUGGAAUACGGUGAAGACAGAAGUAAGAGACAAGUGCGUAAGAAGGUUGAAAACGUCACUCAUGACAAACCCCGUUCGUUUGACAUCUCCAACAACAGAGAAUACGAUCGUCCAAGACAGGAUAGCGGUAAUAAACCCGAGUACAAAAGGUCUAACGCUAAUAGGCGUCCACCCGUGGAUUCCAAUAACCGUACUAAGAGUAGUGUGGCAUUGGCUACCGCUCAAAGAGGAUCUGCAGCUAUUGUACCAUCUCAAGGUAAGAAAAUGAAGUUUGACUAG